UUCACUAUUCCAAUCGCAGGCUUCUAUCUGCCAUUGCGAUUCGCAAUCAUUGCAGCCCGGCGUUGAUACCCAACCCCGAAGCCAGCGCCUAGAUUCAGUGGGCAAUGGUCAUUGGGCCUCCAAUAAAUUAGGUUUCCAUUCAAUAUCCACUGGGCGCAUCACGAGGGCACCACAACUAAAGCGCUGACACUUGGCCGCUGUUUGUACUCAACCUCUAUAUAUCAAUUUACAGUGACUCAGUUUCCCUAAAUCAAAUCAGCAUGGCUAAUACUUUGCACGCCUCAACAGUUCCUUGUCCUCUCAACAUAUCUGGUAUCAUCGUCGAUUCCAGGAAGUCGAAACUGGAUAUAGAGUCUGCUCAAGUAUGGAUUGGCGAGUCGCGUGUGCCAAUUGAACGCAAAGGAAGAAAGAGUUUACGACGGACAUUUUCUCCACCCAUGGUGCUUUCUCAUGGGGAUACAUUUUCCUUACAUAUGGAUUGCCUUGACAAGCCAUGGUUUAACACAAAGACCGAAGAUUGUAUUUUCAACCCAGAAGAUAUGUUCCACGUGUAUAGUGCAAGCAAAGGACACGAAUAUACCACACAUCAUAACAAAAUCAGAAUCGUCGUCUACUUUUCUAGGAAUCCAAUAACUAUUCCUCGGUUCCGAAUUCUAGUGAUAGGAAAGGUAUUGGGCGUUUUUCGAUCUCAGGCCAGUGUUGACGCCGUGCUUUUAAUAGACUGACGUCAGCAAGUCAUCACUAAUCAGCCACGUAUUUGCAGUGGAAUAAAUGGUGGGUUGAAUGCGACGCUUCAACGAACACAGCUACUUAUAUGAUCAAUAGAUCGAUUUGCGCGGGGCCA
Messenger RNA from Suillus plorans, 844 nucleotides. RefSeq lists its product as uncharacterized. The record is from RefSeq and is a predicted model, not a curated record. NCBI's taxonomy places the organism in Eukaryota, Fungi, Basidiomycota, Agaricomycetes, Boletales, Suillaceae. The transcript has 5 exons. The coding region runs from base 261 to 725 and encodes 154 amino acids.